Drosophila obscura is the source of this 633-nucleotide messenger RNA. RefSeq lists its product as uncharacterized. Bases 1 to 633 code for a protein of 210 amino acids. The transcript has 3 exons. The record is from RefSeq and is a predicted model, not a curated record. Lineage: Eukaryota; Metazoa; Arthropoda; Insecta; Diptera; Drosophilidae.
AUGAAGCAGCAACCAGAGGCAGUAGAGGCCAUAUUACGCAACACCUUCGUAGACGAUUGGCUCCAAAGUUGCGACUCCGAAGACGAAAUGGUCCGCUUAGCGCUGGAGGUGCGAAAAAUACACAAGGAAGGAGGCUUCGAGAUGAGAGGUUGGAUAUCUAACUCAAAUACCGUAAUGAGAGCGCUCUCGGGAGAGGGAGACCAUCAAGAACGCGCCAUAGAGAUGACGGAUUCGACAAGACGGGAACGCGUGCUUGGGAUGUGGUGGGAUCCAAGAACUGACUACUUCACCUUCAUCAAUAAGUUCCAGGAUGACAUAUACGACGAAAAGAAAACGGCAAAGAUUAUACUGCAGGAUGUGUGGAGGUCUGCCGUAGGCUGGGACGAAACAGUCGGAGAGAACGAACGCCAACGCUGGUCGUUAUGGGCACGGCAACUUCAAAACAUCGAAGAAUUAAAGGUUCCACGCUAUCUUGAUUAUUUUCAUCGGAAGUUUCAGCAUCAACUUACGGAGAUCGUGGUCAACGAGAUGCGACAGUUAUAUCACAUAUCAGGACUGAGGGCAAGAGCUCGCGCCAUAGCGAAAACUUGCCAAAAAUGUCGCAACAAAAGGACGCUUCCAGAGGCGCCGUAG